Molecule: messenger RNA, 786 nt
Organism: Didymodactylos carnosus
Lineage: Eukaryota; Metazoa; Rotifera; Eurotatoria; Philodinida; Philodinidae
Source: the annotation of a GenBank genome assembly
AUGGAUUCAAUUCGACGAGUGGAUCAACUAGAUACAGAUGAUGACGGUGUGAAACAUCGAAGUGACAGUAUCACAGGACUUCAAUCGACAACAAAUGAUGGUCAAGUUCGUUCUACUGAUGCUAUUGAACCUUUGCCUACUAUAUCAUUAUCGAACAAUUCAAAAGAUUUUGAUGUUUAUCGGCUUUACACGUCAUUUGUUUCAGCACUUAGAUUUGAUGAUAAGAUUGGUUUAACCGAUUAUAUUGUCGGCUUUAGAGAAUUGACAAAAUUUUUUGAUCAAUUAGGCCUUGUAUUUGUUUUUGUUAAAAAUGAAGUUGAAGAAAAAUUAAACGUUUUACAAGCACAUGUUAAUAGUGGUAAAAAAUCACAUUAUGAUACUGUACAAAAAGCAGUUGACUAUGAAAUACAAAAUAAUCUCUUAACAACAACAACUUCUGCAGGUCCAUCUGCUGCACGAACUCUAUUGCGUUUACAUCGUGCUAUGAAUUUUAUUAAAUUAUUUUUAAAAUGUUUAGCGGAUGAUCCAGUAUCGGAUAGUAGUGCAACUAUAGCAAAACGUUCAUAUGAUAAAACUUUAGCAGCACAUCAUAAUUACUUUGUGAAAUUAACUGUUCGGGCUGGUUUCUUUAGUUUACCAGAUCGAAAAAAAUUAGACGAAAUUAUAUUUAAAGGUAAGAAAGAAGAAUUAAAUGAUCAAUUCCAUCGAUUUAUUGACACGUUGAAUAAAAUUUAUGCGAUUAUUGAUAGGUUAUACGAAGAUAAGGGGUUGUUAAAUCUUCCGUAG